This is a messenger RNA of Cucumis sativus (cucumber), 4099 nucleotides long. RefSeq lists its product as uncharacterized. The coding region runs from base 2867 to 3997 and encodes 376 amino acids. Gene Ontology annotation, cellular component: cytoplasm. The record is from RefSeq and is a predicted model, not a curated record. NCBI's taxonomy places the organism in Eukaryota, Viridiplantae, Streptophyta, Magnoliopsida, Cucurbitales, Cucurbitaceae. The transcript is spliced from 10 exons.
AAUAAGUACAAACAUUUUUUUUCUCCACCACCCACAAAAGCACUCUCUCUCUUUUACAAGAAUCUGCUCUGAUUCCAAACUACAUUACUAUAAAUCAUUCCCUAGAUUUGUCCCUUCCUAAACGCAUAAACCCUAUAAAUACCCUCUCUCCUUUCUUCUUCUUCCUCAUCAUCCAUCCAUCCGCCUUUUCCUUUCUUCUCAUUCCCUCUUGCCAAAAUUAUGGUAGUAAUUGCCUUGCAAAUGGCUCCUCCUUCUUCUCCUUUCUCCCAGCACCUCGACGGAGCCGUUUGUCGUCGUUGUGUGUAUUGGGAAAAUGGCGGUGACGACGACGACGACGACGAUAGAGUUGAUGUUGCGCCUGCUGCUUGAUUAUUAACUAUUACUAACACUUGCAUUAUUAUGGGAGGAGUGGGGUUUUUGGGUUUUGGGUUUUGGGUUUUGGGCAAAAAUAUUAUACUAGUUAGGGUAUGGUGAUGGGAUGAUAUAUAAUAGGAAAUGUUAGUUUAAAAACUCUUACUAUUUUAUGUUUCUCUCACUGGUCUUGUGUAACCCUAAUUUUCUUUUUUUGGAGGGUUUAAUAUAUACCCUUUUCUUACCUACUAUAUAUAUUGUUUAUACAUCCUACUUAAUCAUAAAAGAAGUACUUAAUUAAAUUACUUCCAUGUUUAGUAAUCUUUCUUAAUUUCGAUAUUCACCUAUCUAUCCAUUCAUUUUGAAAUUAAAGUAUGUAUUUGAAAAAAAAGUAUAAAAUUACGAUGAUUUUCACUAGAUUUUUUUUAAUAGAAAAAAAGGAGUUUUGUAAAUUAUUUUGAUCUCUCUUAAAACUUAUAUAAUAAUCUAAAACAUUAUGUAACUUUACCCAUUUUCUCUCUUUACUAAUAAUAAUAAAUAAAAUAAAUAACACAAAGCAACAACAUUAUUUGAGAUUUUUUUCACUGCAUGCAUGGCUUUAGUUAAGGGAAAUUUCAAGUAAACAAUUUUAUAUUUUGCUGACUAAAAAGUUCACACAAGAAAUCAAACCUCAAUGAUUAGUCAAUCAGCUUACCAUAAAACAAAAGAUUAUUUAAAUAGACUCACUUUAAGUUUAUAUUUUUCCAUAAAUGUGUGUGUGUGUAUAUAUAGGUUUGCAGUUUAAUUAGUUCUUAAACUCGAUUAUAUUAACUAUUAAGCUUUAUAUUUGUUAUCUCAGAUCUAAUAAUGUAAUAUAUUAACUAUAUUAUUUUGCUAGUUUAUUUGUAAAUUGUUCCAAAAUUUUUAAUUUUUCAACUAAUUAAGAAAAUUCAAAUUUUUAUAAGGAGUAAAUUUAUUGAAUUAUCUAUAAACCUUGUCAGCUUUUUUUUUUUUUUAAUACUUAUUCUAUUAUUUCAUAAAGGUAUUGCAAUAUUAUAUUGUUGAGACAUUUUCCCAAGCUUUUUUAAAAAAAAAACUAUAUGUCCUUAAUUUAGAAAAAAAAAUUAGGAGCUCUUCCAAAUAUAACAUAAUUAGUUUUAUAAAUUAAGUCCAGGACAUAUCAUUUUUGUCCAAAAAUGACAAAAUUCAAGUCUACCCCACAUUUGGAAAAUGCAAAAUUACAAAAUUACUCUCUAGAACUAUAAACAUUUUUACGCAUUAUUUGAUGUGUUGUUGAUACACUUGAUGUGUUUUUUAAACACUUGUUAUUCUUGCUGAUACACUCGAUAAACUAAAUAACACUUGAUACACAUAAUUUGUUUGAUAUACUUGAUAUGUUGUUGAACUUUGCAAAUACACUCAAUCAAUUAAAUACAUUGAUGCACUAAACAUAAUACGUUUGUUGCAUUGUCGAUACAUUUGUUACGAUUUGUUCAUACACUUGAUGAGUUUAAUACACUCUCUCUAUAAGUUUGAUACACCAAAUACACUACUGAUAAACGUUUUAUACUUCACCGAUACACUUGAAAAAUUCAAUGCACUUGAUACAGUUCAUAUGUUUGAUACCCUUGAUGUAUUGAUACACUUUCUAUAUCUACCGAUACACUCAAUUGAUUAAAAUACACUUGAGAUUCUCUGUUGAUACACUUAAUAUACUUCACUAGUAAACAUUGAUACAUAUUAUAUGUUUGAUACACUAAGUUAUAUCAUUCAUGUACUUAAUAAUACUAAAACGAAUGUAUAUCAACCAACUAACAGUUUAAUACUAAAAUGGAUGUUGUGAAUUAUUUUGGACUAAAAGAUUAAAAAGAAGAAACUCUAAAAGAGUUUGGAAAAUUAUAAAGUCUCACGAAAAAGACAGAAUUUCAAAGUCAUAAACCAUAAAGGUUGGACCCAAAUUCGCCUUGGAAAAUAAAAUAGUUUAGAUCAUAGACUUGAACCAAGCUACGUUCAAUCUUGACCAAGGUUGAAGUUGAAGCCUUCCUUUUCAACGAAUUGGUUGAUUGAUCAUUAACCCAACUAAACAUGGAGAUCAAGAGAGGAAUAAGGUAUGCCAAAUAUAUCAUAGGUGAUCAAAUCCUCUUUAUUUUACAUCUCUCAAAGAAAGAAAGAAAAGUAAACUAAAACAAGGGUAGUGAUGAAACCACGUAACAAAAGGGUAUUUGUGAUCGAAAUCAAAAUUAAAAAUCAAAAACAAAAAGAAGAAGAAAAGAUCCCUUUGAAGAAAUACCACAAGAUAAUUUUGUGUCUUAAAUGAAACCUCUGAUCUUCUAGUUGUUUUUCUUUUUGACAAACCAUUCUCCUUCCUCCACGUUUUCUUAUUUUUUGUAUUUUCCAACCGUCUCCAUCAAAUAUUAAAAAAUAUCCAAAACAAUGAUAUAUGAUAACAAUUUCUUCUUCAACAAACUGAAACUAAUAAUACAUUAUUAUUACUUCUAUUAUCUCUUAAACCGUGCGGUGGCGCCGCCGUAGAACCAUGGCUUCGGCCUUCCAUUAUUACAGCUGCUGCUGCUGCUUCUUUUCCAUAAAUGGUGGGAAAGGCAAUAAUAGAGUUUCUCCAGUGAGGCCGAGGGCAGUGGCUCCUAAUUUUGAGGAAGAGAAAGUGAUCAAGUUGGGGGGUUCUGAAGUGAAGGUAAGUAGGCUUGGAAUUGGAGCUUGGUCUUGGGGAGAUAACAUCUAUUGGAAUAAUAAUAGCUUUGAUUGGGAUGUACACGUUAGGCUCAAUAAAUUCAGAAACUCUUCUAGGAAGGUAUUGUUUGAAACACUAAGGGAAUAUUUGAAAAACAACUUUAAACGGGUGGAUUGUUCUAUUACAGCACACUGCAUACGUUUGAGACUUCAAUAUCAAUUCAUUAAAGAAAGAAAGCGAAAGGAUCCUGGAUUUGAGAUCACAAUUGCUACCAAAUAUGCGGUUUUUCCAUGGAGGCUCGGUCGUCACAGUGUCGUAAGUGUUCUCAAAGAAUCACUUUGUCGUCUCGGUCUCGAAUCGGUUGACUUGUAUCAACUUCAUUGGCCUGGAAUAUGGGGAAAUGAAGAGUAUAUUGAUGGUCUUGGAGAUGCUGUUGAGCAAGGACUUGUGAAGGGUGUUGGUGUUUCUAAUUAUAAUGAGAAGCGACUUCGAGAUGCGUAUGAAAAACUAAAGAAAAGAGGUAUUCCACUAGCUUCAAAUCAAGUGAAUUAUAGCCUCAUAUAUAGAUUACCUGAAGAGAACGGUGUGAAGGCUGCUUGUGAUGAACUUGGGGUCACCUUGAUUGCUUAUGCACCUUUAGCUCAAGGCGUUCUAACGGGAAAGUACACACCAACAAAUCCUCCAAUUGGCCUUCGAUCCCUAGUUUACUCUUCAGAGUUUUUAGCAAAGCUUCAACCACUCUUGAAUCUAAUAAGGGACAUAGGAGAGAAGUACAAUAAAUCCCCCACACUAGUGGUGUUGAACUGGUUGAUAGCACAAGGAAAUGUGGUGCCAAUCCCUGGAGCCAAAAAUGAAGAACAAGCCAUUGAAUUUGUUGGUGCUUUGGGUUGGAGAAUUUCCAAUGAAGAAAUACACGAACUCCGCUCCUUCGCUUCUAAACUUCAACCUCUUUUUGGUCUUCCUUUUGAAAGACUCUAAAUUAGAUUAAGUCGUAUUUGCAUCCUUUUCAUUUUUAAAAGUUAAAGGUUUCAUUUGAUAUAUUUAUCGAUAUUAUGAAAUGAAAUAAGAAAUUGUAAUUGA